Molecule: messenger RNA, 648 nt
Organism: Propithecus coquereli (Coquerel's sifaka)
Lineage: Eukaryota; Metazoa; Chordata; Mammalia; Primates; Indriidae
Gene: GABPB2
Product: GA binding protein transcription factor, beta subunit 2
Exons: 5
Coding region: 1-648 (215 amino acids)
Source: RefSeq, a predicted model, not a curated record
AUGCAGAAUCAGGUGAAUGCUAAUCCUGAGAGACCCCACCCUGUGAGUAAUCCUGUGACUGUGGCUGCUCCAUUCAUCUUUACAUCGGGAGAGGUUGUUAACCUCACUAGCCUUGUUUCUUCAGCCAACACCAAAACUACCUCAGCACAGUUCUCAAAUUCUACCACCUCAGUGCUGGCCACUCUUGCAGCUCUUGCUGAGGCAUCAGCCCCCGUCUCCAAUUCAAACAGAGCCACAGGUAGAACAGAGGAGACUAUAAUUGAAGAUGAAGAAGAAGCAGAGAAUUUGCCACUGACAAAGAAACCAAGAAUAGAAGAGAUGACAGACAGUGUGGAGGAAAGCAAGGAAGGCAGCGAGAGAGAGCUACUACAGCAUCAACUUCAGGAGGCCAAUAGAAGAGCCCAGGAAUACCGACACCAGCUCCUGAAGAAAGAGCAGGAAGCAGAACAGUACCGUCUUAAGCUGGAGGCCAUGGCCCGACAACAGCCCAAUGGAGUUGAUUUCACCAUGGUUGAAGAGGUGGCUGAUGUAGAUGCUCUAGUAGUCACAGAGGGGGAGGUGGAAGAGAGAGAGACAAAAGUGACUGGGUCAGCAGGGACCAAAGAGCCUCCUCAUACUGGAGUUUCCGUGGAAACUGUUUCAUCUUAA